Messenger RNA from Platichthys flesus (European flounder), 4965 nucleotides. It is a transcript of the gene kcnh1b, whose product is annotated as potassium voltage-gated channel, subfamily H (eag-related), member 1b. NCBI's taxonomy places the organism in Eukaryota, Metazoa, Chordata, Actinopteri, Pleuronectiformes, Pleuronectidae. Gene Ontology annotation, molecular function: delayed rectifier potassium channel activity. The record is from RefSeq and is a predicted model, not a curated record. The transcript is spliced from 11 exons. Gene Ontology annotation, cellular component: membrane. Gene Ontology annotation, biological process: regulation of membrane potential; potassium ion transmembrane transport. Bases 187 to 3060 code for a protein of 957 amino acids.
AGGAUGGUAAAGAGACACCUGGAGAGGAAGGAUGGGGAAGAGAGAGAGAGAGAAAGAGGCAGAGAGAGAGAGAGGGGAGGGGGAGAGAGAGCUGGGAGGAGGGCGAGCUGCAGCUCGUGAGGCUGGCGCUGCAUCAGAGAUGUGAGUGGCGGGAAGCGGCUGGGUCUCGUGCGGCAGGAGGACAGGAUGGCGGGAGGACGUCGGGGUCUCGUGGCUCCUCAGAACACGUUCCUGGAGAACAUCGUGCGCAGGUCCAACGAUACGAACUUCGUGCUGGGAAACGCUCAGAUCGUGGACUGGCCGAUCGUCUACAGCAACGACGGCUUCUGCAAACUGUCCGGUUACCACCGAGCAGAGGUCAUGCAGAAGAGCAGCACCUGCAGCUUCAUGUAUGGAGAGCUGACGGACAAAGACAUGAGUGAGAAAGUCCGUCUGACCUUUGAGAACUAUGAGAUGAACUCUUUUGAGAUCCUGAUGUACAAGAAGAACCGGAUGCCCGUUUGGUUUUUCGUGAAGAUUGCUCCAAUCAGGAACGAGCAGGACAAGGUCGUCCUGUUUCUCUGCACCUUCAGUGACAUCACCGCCUUCAAGCAACCAAUCGAUGACGACUCCUCAAAAGGUUGGGGGAAGUUUGCCCGUCUGACCCGAGCGUUGACCAGCAGCCGAGGAGUUCUGCAGCAGCUCGCCCCGGCCGUGCAGAAAGGAGAGAACGUCCACAAGCACUCACGACUGGCCGAGGUUCUGCAGCUGGGGUCGGACAUCUUGCCUCAGUACAAACAGGAAACGCCGAAGACGCCGCCACACAUCAUCCUUCACUACUGCCUCUUCAAGACCACGUGGGACUGGGUCAUCCUCAUCCUCACCUUCUACACGGCCAUCAUGGUGCCCUACAACGUGUCCUUCAAGACCAAGCAGAACAACGUCACCUGGCUGGUGGUGGACAGCAUCGUGGACGUCAUCUUCCUCGUGGACAUCGUCCUCAACUUCCACACCACCUUCGUGGGCCCGGCCGGAGAAGUCCUCUCCGACCCCAAGCUGAUCCGCAUGAACUACGUGAAGACCUGGUUCGUCAUCGACCUGCUGUCCUGUCUGCCUUAUGACGUCAUCAACGCCUUCGAGAACGUGGACGAGGGAAUCAGCAGUCUCUUCAGCUCGCUCAAGGUCGUCCGCCUGCUGCGUCUGGGUCGGGUCGCCAGGAAGCUGGACCACUACAUCGAGUACGGCGCCGCGGUCCUGGUCCUGCUGGUGUGCGUGUUCGGCCUGGCGGCUCAUUGGCUGGCCUGCAUCUGGUUCAGCAUCGGAGACUACGAGGUCAUCGACGAGGACGCCAACACGGUGAGGAUGGACAGCUGGCUGUACCUGCUGGGAGAGACGGUGGGGACGCCCUACAGGUUCAACGCCUCGGGCUCGGGCCGCUGGGAGGGGGGGCCCAGCAAGGACUCGGUGUACAUCACCUCGCUGUACUUCACCAUGACCAGUCUGACCAGCAUCGGCUUCGGGAACAUCGCGCCCAACACGGACGGAGAGAAGAUCUUCGCCGUGGCCAUGAUGAUGAUCGGAUCGCUGCUCUACGCCACCAUCUUCGGUAACGUCACCACCAUCUUCCAGCAGAUGUACGCCAACACAAACCGCUACCACGAGAUGCUCAACAGCGUGAGGGACUUCCUCAAGCUCUACCAGGUCCCCACAGGGCUGAGCGAGCGGGUGAUGGACUACAUCGUGUCCACCUGGUCCAUGUCCAGAGGCAUCGACACCGAUAAGGUCCUGCAGAUCUGUCCCAAGGACAUGCGAGCGGACAUCUGCGUCCACCUCAACAGGAAGGUGUUUAAGGAACACCCGGGGUUCCGGCUGGCGAGCGACGGCUGCCUGCGCGCCCUCGCCAUGGAGUUCCAGACCGUCCACAGCGCGCCGGGCGACCUCAUCUUCCACGCCGGAGAGAGCGUGGACAGCCUCUGCUUCGUGGUGUCGGGGUCACUGGAGGUCAUCCAGGACGACGAGGUGGUGGCCAUUUUGGGUAAAGGGGACGUGUUCGGGGACGUCUUCUGGAAGGAGAUGACCUUGGCUCAGUCCUGUGCCAACGUGCGAGCGUUGACCUACUGCGACCUUCACAUCAUCAAACGAGACGCGCUGCAGAAGGUCCUGGCCUUCUACGCUAACUUCGCAAACCACUUCGCCCGGAACCUGGUUCUCACGUACAACCUGAGGAAGAGGAUUGUCUUCCGCAAGAUAAGUGAUGUGAAACGUGAGGAGGAGGAGAUGCUGAGGAGGAAGAACGAGGCUCCUCUGAACCUCCCUGCGGACCAUCCCGUCCGCCGGCUCUUCCAGCGGUUCCGGCAGCAGAGGGAGGCGCGGCUUGCAGUUGAGCGAGGCAGCCAGGCGGCCAGUGAUGUGGAGAGAGGUGUCCAUCAGCCCGACCAGCCCAGAGGUCCGCAGGUCUUGGCCUCCACCAGAAUUGUCAUGAUGACAGAGAGCCCUGCCACGCCCACCACCUCCUCCACAUCCACCACGUCCGCCUCCUCCAGGUCCUCCAGCCGGGUCAUGCUCCACUCUCCUGCCACGCAAAGUGGAAACCUGAGCGGCUGCAAAUCCACGGAGCCGCCCAAAGCUAAAGGCUGGGGACGAUUCAAGGAGUCAGUGGUGAAGGCUGAGUCGUGGAGCAGCGUGGCCAAGGCCGAGUCCCUGGAGACUCUGCCCGAUAGAACUAAGUCCCACGACGAAGGGUCCCUCAAGAAGACGGACUCUUGUGACAGCGGCAUCACAAAGAGCGACCUCCGUCUGGACAAGGCCGGAGACGCCAGAACGCCACAGGAUCGGAGUCCGGUCCAGUCCGAGGAGAAGAACGUCUUCUGUGCGAUUCCAGAGCAGAACAUGCAAGCCUCCUUCCUGGAGCUGAAACAGGAGCUGCGAGGAGACAUGAGAUCUCUGAACAGUCGCAUGGCGGCGCUGGAGGCUCAGUUAGCUGAGAUGCUUCGUCUCCUCAAAUCCAGGAAGUCGUCCGGCUCUUUCUUCGAGAUCUCGCGGCCGCCCUCCCCCGACUCGGAUAAGGACAGUCUCUCUUAAACCGGAUGUGGACGUCAGGGUUGAACCAUCCAGAGAAGAAGGGUGGGGGGGUGCUGACGCUCAACAACGGUAACGCUCCAAUCACAGACGCACAAAGUAACGUCUAUAGCAUCGCGCUGUGUUUGAAAAGACGUCCAGCUGGAUGGGGGGGGGGGGGGGGGUUCGAUCUUUAAUCAGAGAGUCUUGAUAUCACAACGGCACCUCUGGUCGUGAGGCGGGUUCGUGGCCUUCAGACCUUCACUUGUUAUCGGCAAUAAUACCAGUUGGCUUUAAUGUUGUUGCUUUAAACGUCUGCACUGUGAUUUAGUGACUUUGAUCAAAGUCUGUUUCCCAGAGCCUCCAGAUCCUGAAGGGUCACUUUUCAUUGGCCGUCAGAUCUGUCAAUAAAAAGAAGGUUUGUUACCGACGUGUCAGCUGAUUCAGAAUCAGAUUGAAACCUUUUCUACGCAGAGACGAAAGAUCCGAUGAACUUGAGUCCAGGAGGAAAACGACGCUAACGACAAACUGUAACGGGCCAAUCACACAAGCUUUCUUCUUCUUACAAGUUUCUAAACCUUUGAAUCUCGGGUGGACCCUGAUUUCUCUACUUCAUGUAGUGUUGGUUCAAUUUCCGAACAAUCUCCCUCGACCUUCAUCAGACGAAAACACUGUGUGCAAACCUCAGUGAGAUUUUAAAUCCUGAAUCAAUGUGAACGAUUUAAGAAGUAAACGCUGUGAGGAUCCUUCUUCAAAGGUUGAUUCGUGAUUUUCUUCCAAAUCAGUCACAUUUUUCUGGAGCUCGUUGACAUCACUGAGUCCGUUAUUAAAAUAAAUCUUCAUCCACAUGAAGACAAACAGCUGCAGACGAAGGAGGCGACAAAGAGAGAGACGAGGAAGACGUCUGUGAAUGUUGUCAUGUGGAGCAGUGACGCUACAUUUAGCUGCUGACUUGUAAUCAGACCUGACAUUGAUUUUAAAAUCUGCACUUUCGUUUGUACAAAUAACUUGAGCGACUUAAAACACUGUGUGCACGAGAAACAGGAAACAGUUUGAUUUCCCAAAACAUUCAGUUUGAACUGAGCUUUAAUCUUAAUGCAUCUGACCACGCCCCCUUUAACACCAUGUGACACCUCAUGUGUGACGCACACAGAUCAUCACCUGAACCCGACUACAGGUCCACUGUGACUCUACAGAACCAAUCAGAACUUUGAGUGAACCUGGAUUCUGAUCAACGUUCUGUCCUGAUACUUUGACACAUUGAUAUUGUGUGUGUUAGCGAAGAGGCUUCACGUGGAGUUCAACUGACCUUUGACCCGAUGAUAUUAAAUCACGUUUGGAGAGAUGAUUUAAAAACAGACUUAUGAAUCGAUCCAGCUUCAUCAGAUCGAUCGUCACUUCAGCUCCGACUCUGAACUGAACCGAAUGCACUGACAGAAAAUGAUUUAUUUCCCGAUCCCAACAUUUAACUGCAGAUUUUAUUCAAACCAGAUUAAUACUGUAGAAUAAAUUGUGUUUUUUUACUUUCUGCUUCUUGAACUUGAGUUGAAGGUCCGACGUGAAUCUGAAGCUUGGUUCCGUCUAAUCAGAGGAAACGUUUGAAAUGUCCAAAUGAUAAUCUGAGAGUCUGUCUGUGUCGCUGUGAAAUAUGAUAUAUGAUCCUAAUAUGCAAUUAUUUUCAUGCACGUCACUGACGCACUUUGAUCGUCCUGCAUGGUGUCUGACAGUUUUCAGUUCUGGAGCUGUGUGAGGUUUGUUCUCUCUGACCUUCGACCUUCUCCUCCAUCGGGUCCAUGUAGGAGCUCCUGAGCAUGAAGGUCACCAUCACCUCCACUCGUUCCUCACUUAUCAUCACCAAUGAAAACUGUAUCAGCACAAAGUGUUUGUAAAAAAACAAUUCAAAUGUCAAUAAAUUAUUUUAUACUUUGA